Messenger RNA from Papilio xuthus (Asian swallowtail), 1294 nucleotides. RefSeq lists its product as uncharacterized. The record is from RefSeq and is a predicted model, not a curated record. Bases 130 to 1068 code for a protein of 312 amino acids. Lineage: Eukaryota; Metazoa; Arthropoda; Insecta; Lepidoptera; Papilionidae. The transcript has 3 exons.
UGAAAAAAAAAUCCUAUCGACAGCUUUCACAGUGAUAGUGACAUUAUCAAAGUAUCAUGAGAUUCAAGAAUCUUAGCGCGUAGGCCGCAUGUUGUAGCCGCUGCCUGAGAUCGCGGUGAGCGUACCUGCAUGUUGAAGGCGAGAAGCUCGGUGCGGGCGGGGCCGAGGCGAAGCGGGCACCAAGCUCGGCCGCGGCGCGCCACGCUCCAGGAACGCCCGCAGCCCGGGCUGCCACCUCAAGAGAGGGCCAAGUGCUUUCGAAUCACUUGCUACGUCAUAGUGCAGUGUGUGGCGGUGUUCGCGGGCGCUAGCACUAUCUACCGGUGCGUGUGGGUGCCGGCGGCUGGGCUGCGCGACUACGACAAGCUGGCGCGCAUCAUGUACCUGUACGACUCGGAAGCGUGCGGGCGUCGCGUGGCCGCUGCGCUCGCCAUAGCCAACCUGCGGCUGAGCAACGCAACGGGAGCGCGCGGCGUGCGUCCCGUGCGCUGGCGGCCCGCCCUCGCCACCGUCUCCGCUAGCCUCUCCGCCGCCACUAGAUGGUACUUGAACUUUAGCGUGGCGAUACACGCACUGUGGUUGCUAUCGGCCGUGCUCCUCAACAUAUUAGUGAAGAUGCGCGCGAGGCUCCGCCUUCAAAAGAUAGGCCUCUCCUUGUUUUUGUACGCCUCGGUGUCUGUGGUGAUUUUCGAUCUGUCCAUGGCUAUUGUGUACGCGUCGCAUAUUAAGAAGAGCCUGACGAAGGGCAUGAUCCUGCGGUACAGCGGGUGGAGCGUCGAGAUGAAGCUGGAGAACUAUUCGGCGUGGGGGGGCUGGGUGCCUCUUGCGGCGGCGCUGUGCUGGGCGCGCGGCGGGCCGUUCGAAUGCCUCAACAUGUAUUGCUGCCGCACCGUGCACCUCACGCUGCGCGGCGUGCGCAAACGCGAGGUGAAGCGUCGGCUCACGUUGUCCGUUAACCCUCCGCUGCCCGAGGCGCGCUCCGAGAACCCCAGCGACGGUACGGUUCUUUACUUUAGAGCCGGCGAGCACAUUCCCUUUAGGGGCAAUAGGAUCAGCAGACACUUGUAGCAUACAUACACAAGGCUGUCGUGCUGUCCGGUGUGUGGUCGGACUAGUCGCGUCACGCCUGCCAUAAACAACAAGCCUGCACAUCAACCGGACUAUAGGUAAAUUUAGCCGUUAUUUUAAUUAGUGUAUGUUGAUGUGACACAAAAGUUGAAGUCGAGAUGUAUACAGUGAUAUUCAUAAUAUAAGGUGCAUAUUUGUUAAGUUGUAAUAAAUAAAUAAAAAUUAC